GUCAACAGUCAAACAAAACGACGCGCCAAAUUUGUGGCGGAGUCAAAAUUCGAGUCACAGUGAGAGCGCGCCGUAAAAUCUAAAGAAGAAUACGAGUUAAGUUUAGUUUUAUGAUCAAGUUUAUCCGAGCUUUGAGACAAACGGCUCCGCUGCAGCAUGGCGGUGCCGUUCGUGCAGGACUGGGACCUGGUUCAGACUCUGGGAGAAGGAGCCUACGGAGAAGUGCGGCUGCUGGUGAACAGGCAGACAGAGGAGGCCGUUGCAGUGAAGGUCAUCGACACGUCUCAGUCCAAAGAGUGUGCUGAGAAUGUCAAAAAGGAGGUGUGCGUCCAUAAGGUGCUCAACCACUCCAACAUUGUACGAUUCUUUGGCCAUCGGAAGGAAGGGCCCACAGUGUACCUGUUCCUGGAGUACUGCACUGGAGGAGAGCUGUUUGACAGAAUUGAACCUGACGUGGGGAUGGCAGAGAAAGAUGCGCAUAGAUUUUUCCAGCAGCUUAUCGCAGCAGUGGAGUAUCUUCACAGUGUUGGCAUCACCCACAGAGACAUUAAACCAGAGAACAUCCUGCUGGAUGACAAAGAUAACCUGAAGCUGUCAGAUUUUGGCCUGGCCACCAUGUUUCGUUUUAAAGGAAGAGAGCGUCUUUUGAAUCGACUCUGUGGGACGCUGCCUUACGUCGCUCCGGAGCUUCUCGGCCAACUGGAGUACAAAGCUCAGCCUGCAGAUAUUUGGGCUUGCGGGAUCGUCCUCGCUGCCAUGCUGGCUGGAGAGUUACCGUGGGAUCAGCCCACCGAGAGCUGUCAGGAAUAUUCAGACUGGGUCCAAAAGAAAACUUAUCUACCUCCAUGGAAGAAAAUACAACCACUGCCUCUAAGUUUGUUGUCAAAGUUACUGCUGUCCAGUCCAGACACACGCGCCUCCAUCUCAGACGUACAGAAAGACCGCUGGUUUACUCAAGGUGUAAAACAAGCAUCGUCAUCAGGAGGAAACAAACUUCUGCGAGCAGAUGUGGGACUGAACUCCAGAGCCAACAGUGAUGAUAAGAUGCAGUUUUCCAGCUCUCAGCCUGACCUUGCAGCCGGGGCCUGGGAAGCCAUGCUGUUAAUCAGUCAGACCGACGGUCAGGUCAGCUUCUCCCAGCCGACCAAGCCCGAGCACAUGCUGCUGGGCAGUCAGCUGCUCGGCACGCCAGGAGCCAGUCAGUCACCGUGGCAGAGAUUAGUGCGGAGAAUGACGCGUUUCUUCACUGCUGUGAACGCUGACGCAUCGUUAUCCGCUCUGAAAGACGUCUGCGACGGCCUCGCACUCGGCUUCAAACUCAACUGCACCAAACAGGUGACGCUGAGCACGCUCGACAAGCGCAACAACAAACUCAUCUUUAAAGUCCAUCUGCUGGAGAUGAAUCACAGAGUGCUGCUGGACUUCAGGCUGUCAAAGGGUGACGGUCUGGAGUUCAAACGUCUCUUUGUGAAGAUCAAACAGAAGCUCGGUGACAUCAUCAGCACUCAGAAGAUUCUACAUCCCAUCGUAUGAGCAGCCGUGGAGAGAGAAACUGUAAAUAUUUAGCUGUUAUAUUUGUGUGCGUGUGUCAUGUGACCAUGACUUUUCUCCGUGAACAUUAACACACGGAACCAUUAGAUAAAACUGAACAUGAAGUGAUGACAGCUCAGACAACAUCUUAAUACAUUAUAACAGAGGCUUUAUGAAUGAAUGAAUGAAUGAACUUUAUUCAUUACACAAAAAACACAUUUAAAAACAAUUACAACAAUUACAGUUUGUUGUUAAACGUGUGAUGUGUUGUGGGUGAAGUCGGGGGCUCUGGGUCCAUGUGUACGUGCUCACGCUCGUGUCCAUGCUCGUGCUCACGCCCGUGACCAUGCUCACGCCCGUGACCAUGCUCACACUCACGCUUGUGCUCACGCCCGUGUCCAUGCUCGUGCUCACGCCCGUGACCAUGCUCACACUCACGCUCGUGCUCACGCCCGUGUCCAUGCUCGUGCUCACGCUUUGUGAAAAGACGUUUGUGUUGUAAUUAUGUUUUAUUACAUGAGACUGGUAAAUAAAUGAUUUAAAGACGA
Messenger RNA from Solea senegalensis (Senegalese sole), 2078 nucleotides. It is a transcript of the gene chek1, whose product is annotated as checkpoint kinase 1. Gene Ontology annotation, biological process: protein phosphorylation; microtubule cytoskeleton organization; DNA damage checkpoint signaling. Gene Ontology annotation, cellular component: cytoplasm. The coding region runs from base 157 to 1533 and encodes 458 amino acids. The record is from RefSeq and is a predicted model, not a curated record. The transcript is spliced from 14 exons. Gene Ontology annotation, molecular function: ATP binding; tau-protein kinase activity; protein serine/threonine kinase activity. NCBI's taxonomy places the organism in Eukaryota, Metazoa, Chordata, Actinopteri, Pleuronectiformes, Soleidae.